AUGGCUCCAAGCGACGCAGCAAGCGAUCAGUUCGCCGUUCUGCCUAUUCGCAUGCCUCCCGUCCCUUCGUUUCCUCAUAGCGCGGUCCACGAAGUUCGCGUUCGUCGAAAUGCACCAAAGAUCCCUACCGCAAACGACUCGCGAAGUCUUUUCCUGAAGAAUAUCCCUGCAGAUAGUACCGAGCCUCACUUCAGGGCAGUAUUUACCAAUCUCGUAGGCGCUGGCCGCUUCGAAACCAUUUUAUUCGACGAUGAACCCACAACGGCAUUGCCUGUUGACCCAGCUCAGGCAACAAAGAUGCAAGGCUUCGCGCGAAAACGAAAGAUGACAGAUGUCGAAGCCGAGGAGAGGAACCGAGAGGAGCAAGCUGCCCAGCUGCCGCAGAUAUGGACAAGAAAAUUGCACAGGAGCAGUGGCACUGCGGUGGUCUUACUGGCCGACGAGAAGAGCCUCCAUUUGGUGCUCAGGGCGAUCGCAAAGGUCCAGAAAAGCAAAAAAUACCCCGUGUGGGGGGAAAAUCUGGCAGACAAAGUUCCAGAACUAGGAUCGUCGUGGGUAUUAAGACAUCUACAACUGUCCCGAGUUGAUAAAUCUGCCACCCAAGCGGCCGUCCACGCCUUCUUUCACGCAUACAACCGCAAGGAGAAGGAGGCUAUUGAAUUAGCCAAGAGGCUUCGCAACGAGCCCGACGAGGAUGGCUUCGUCACAGUCACACGGGGUGGAAGAGCGGCACCCGCCAGCCGCAGCGAAGCGGAAGAGGCAAAGCAGCGAAUGGCAGACAAGGCUGCCAAGAAGAAAUCCGAUUUGAAGAACUUUUACCGAUUCCAACUGCGCGAGGAGCGCAAGAAGGAGCAAGCAGCUCUUCUUCGACGAUUCGAAGAGGACAGACGAAAGGUUGAUGCGAUGCGAGAGAAGCGCGGCAAGUUCAAACCAGAGACCUGA
Messenger RNA from Metarhizium album ARSEF 1941, 942 nucleotides. RefSeq lists its product as uncharacterized. Gene Ontology annotation, biological process: ribosomal small subunit assembly; rRNA processing. NCBI's taxonomy places the organism in Eukaryota, Fungi, Ascomycota, Sordariomycetes, Hypocreales, Clavicipitaceae. The coding region runs from base 1 to 942 and encodes 313 amino acids. Gene Ontology annotation, cellular component: UTP-C complex; CURI complex. The transcript has a single exon. The record is from RefSeq and is a predicted model, not a curated record.